GCAGCCCCGCCCGGCCCUGCGCAGCCACGCGGCGGUGCCGGCCCUUUGUUCCCGGGGGUCCGCGGCCGCCGGGAGGCGGCGGGAGCUGCGUCCAGCAGGAUGCCAUGGGGAACUGCUGGGCGCAGUGGUGCUGCGGGCUGUUCCUGCGGAGGGAUGCCGGCCGCAUCCAGCGCGGCGGAGGAUCCAAGUAUUUUAGAACAUGUUCAACAGGAGAACACUUCACUAUAGAGUUUGAGAACCUGGUGGAAAGUGAUGAGGGGGAGAGCCCAGGAAGCAGUCACAGGCCUCUGACUGAGGAAGAAAUUGCAGACCUGAAAGAGAGACACUACGACUCCAUUGCUGAGAAGCAGAGGGUUGUUGAUCUGAAGCUUCAGUCAGAGCAACGUAGGCAGCACAGGAUAACACAGCAGAGAGCACAUGCUGUUAACAAUGGAGAGUUCCAGAGCUGUGUGGCAGAGGAGGACCUCGAUCCUUUCCUGAGGAAUACAAAAUUCCAGUAUGAAGCUUUCCGAAGCAGCAGGCUUUCAUCUGAUGCCACAGUGCUGACACCCAACACAGAGAGCAGUUGUGACUUGAUGACCAAAACCAAAUCAGUGAGUGGGAAUGAUGACAGCACCUCCUUGGAUUUAGAGUGGGAAGAUGAAGAAGGCAUGAACAGGAUGGUCCCGGUGCGGGAGCGCUCCCGGACGGAGGAGGACAUCCUGCGGGCGGCGCUCAAGUUCAACAGCAGGAAGCCGGGCAGCCACCCGGCCUCGGCCUCCGACGACUCCAACGGGCUGGAGUGGGAGAACGACUUCGUCAGCGCCGCCGCCGCCCUGGACGACAACGGCAACUCCGAGUACGCCGGCUUCGUGAACCCCGUGCUGGAACUGUCGGAGUGCGAGCGCCAGGACAGAUAGUGCAUCCCGCGUGUCCCCGGUGCUGCCAAGGGAACCGAACCCCCGAGGCCGCUCCGCUCUCUGUAACCUGCUCCCCUCUUCCUGACAGUCUGAAUUCAGAACUAAGUGCAAUUUUAUCGUCUACCUUCUCCACUUUUGUGAAAACUGUUGUGGAUAUUUCUGGGUAUCUGGAUUUAAUAGAAAAUUAUCUGCACUAAAUUGGAGCUUCGUAGCUUUGACUUGUCUAUAUUUUAACUUGCCUUUUUUUUUCUGGAUGAUGUUUCUAUUGAUUUUGUUUUAAAAUUCGUCGUUGGCCUAAUAUUUAUCUCAGAAACAGUCGUCUAUAAUUUAAUACAGUCCUCUUUAAUUUAAUACUUGAAGAUAGAGAAAUAAUUUUUAAAUAUUUCUAUUUCUGUGCUUUUUGACUUGCUCUUCAGCUAUUUAGAGCUGCAAAACAAAUUUUACACAUGGCAAAUCUGCAGAUUUUCCCCUGUCUAGCUUGAAGCCUUUCUAGUCUUCUGUUGUCCUUUUUCCAUUUAUUUUAUUUAUUUAAUUGCUUUAUGCCAAGCACGGUUAACCUCAAUGAACACAGUAAAACUCAUCAGGUUAGGUAAGGUACUGCCUUGUAUAAUAAUAUGCCAGACUUAGUAAGCGUGUGCUAGGUAGAAAAGCAAAAAUAAAAUAUAAAUUCUCUGUAUGUGUCAAUGAAAUGGGAAUUUUAACCAGUGAAGAACUGGGAGGACCAAAGUCUUGUUUUCCCAGCCCCCCUGAACAGACCAACCUCUGUUGCUACAUGGUCCUUAAAAUCCUUCAGUUGUGGAAAAUUUAUAAUUCCACUGGACCAGAACAAUCAUGGAAAAGCAACAUCCAGUGAGCAAACAGGGAGGGAUGAUGGCUCUGCUGCUGGCAGGGUGGGAAGAACAAGAACCUAAAGACUGAAUUUUUACACCUGCAUUUUGAAAAGAAAGAAGAAAAAAUCAUGUUUUAACAGUGUGUUAAAGUGCUCUGCCUUUCCUGUGCCUCUCAAGUGGAUGGUUAAUCCUGCCAAUACGGGCUGAAAUCCAAGGAGGUGUUCAGUGACUGCACCGCUGCUGUCCUGUGCUGUGUGGUCUCCCCCAGUAUUCCAUGUCAAUCUUACUUUUUAACAAAAGAGAACCUGCAAAGUACUUGCAGGUCUCAAGCUUUCCCCAAAGUUUCAAAGUAAAGCCAUUCUACUCUGCCAUU
This is a messenger RNA of Zonotrichia leucophrys gambelii, 2102 nucleotides long. It is a transcript of the gene AP1AR, whose product is annotated as adaptor related protein complex 1 associated regulatory protein. NCBI's taxonomy places the organism in Eukaryota, Metazoa, Chordata, Aves, Passeriformes, Passerellidae. The transcript is spliced from 9 exons. Gene Ontology annotation, cellular component: endosome. Gene Ontology annotation, molecular function: AP-1 adaptor complex binding; kinesin binding. The record is from RefSeq and is a predicted model, not a curated record. Bases 105 to 899 code for a protein of 264 amino acids. Gene Ontology annotation, biological process: negative regulation of cell motility; negative regulation of substrate adhesion-dependent cell spreading; regulation of Arp2/3 complex-mediated actin nucleation.